AUGUCAAGUUUUGCCGAAUUGCAGGCGCUGGCCGCCGAGCGAUCUAGGAUUGCCGAAGAAAGAAAGAUGGUCGAACGGGUAAAACGUCAGCAAGAAGAAAAGGAGAAAAAAGCAGCAGCUGAGGCAAUGGAAAGGGAAAGAGCAAAAAGACAACGAGAAGCAUUGAUUGAUCAAGAUAAAAGAAGAAGAGAGCAAAUUGAAGCAAAACGGCGAGAAGCAGAAAUGAAAGAAGAACGAACGAAAAGAUUAGAACAGGAGCGAAAAGAGGCUUUACUGAAGAAGAAUCAACAAGGUACGGAUAUGAGAAAGUUUGCUCGUGCCAGUGAUAAAGCAAUUCGUCGUGCAAGCGGAGGAAGGAGCAGUAUGAAUGGUCAAAGUCGUAAACGCGAUACUGUACAGGAAGAUGAAGAUGGCUUCUUGCAUGGCAGCAGCGGAAGCACAUUAACCAGAGAAGAGAAACGACAAAAAAGACAAAUGGCACUGUUGGGUCUGGGUCCUAGCACAAUAAAGAAAAAGAUGUCAAAACCUCAAAACAAAGCUGCACAUAACUUUAAUGGAGGUGAAUUUAUCGCAUUAGGAACGGUCAAAAGAGAUCGACGUACGAUUGAUGAGAUUGAACGAGAUUUGGACGCUCGAAAGGGUAAAGUAACACCAUCAUCAUCGGGACAAGCUGCACAAACGCUGCCUGUAUUACCACAUGUGCAGGAAAAGCAAAAGCUGAAAAUUUUGGAGCAACAAAGAAAGAAUGCGAUGGGACUUUCACCAGCUGAUUAUUUACCGGGAGCACCAGUACGAGCUGAUUUAGUGGCAAAAGCAAAGGCGAAGGAGACAAGAAUAAAGCCGAAGCCAGAAGGUAGCGCAAAAAAGAGAGAAAAAGUCGAAGAGCCCCCUGCGAUCAAGCGAAGAGAGACUGCUAGAGAUCGAUUCUUACGCGAAGAAGAGGAGCGCAGGCGAGAAAGACAAAAGCACUCCAGUCAAAAGUACGAAGAGGACGAUGAUGAGAGCGAAGAAGAAGAGGAGGAGGAGGAGGAUGAAGACGAAUAUGAAAGCGAAGGAAUUGAUGAUGGACCAGAUCAAUCAAAUAUUCGAGAUCAAAUUUGGCAAAUAUUUGGUCGAAAGAGAAGUGCAUAUAUGAACAAGGAUCUCGAUGAAAGCGAUGAUGACAUGGAAGCGGAUAUGCAAAGCGUUGCAAGGGAAGAAGCAAGAAGUGCAAGACUUGCAAGAUUAGAAGAUGAACGGGAAGAAAAGGAACAACGGAAGAGGGAACAAGAGAAAGCAGCAAAGAAAGCAGCACGCUCGCGAAGGAUAGAAUAA
Molecule: messenger RNA, 1314 nt
Organism: Meira miltonrushii
Lineage: Eukaryota; Fungi; Basidiomycota; Exobasidiomycetes; Exobasidiales; Brachybasidiaceae
Product: SPT2-domain-containing protein
Exons: 2
Coding region: 1-1314 (437 amino acids)
Biological process (GO): regulation of DNA-templated transcription; nucleosome assembly
Cellular component (GO): nucleolus
Molecular function (GO): DNA binding; histone binding
Source: RefSeq, a predicted model, not a curated record